CCUCCCAUCACCCUCUUCUACAGCACGAAGACAGCGGCGGUGUCUGUGCGCCUUUAAGAGCCGCAUAUCCUGCUUCCCCUCCGCGCUCUGAUUCUCCAUCGCCGCUCCGUGAGGCCGACCGGGACAUUAUCAGCAGAAAAGCCACGGAGAUGUCCUCCAGCUCGGCGUUCAACGAAGAGAAGGGAGGCUCCUCCAGCGUCGGGGAGCCUGAAUAUGGCCACGAUCCGGCGAGCGGUGGGAUCUUCUCCUCGGACUACAAGCGGCAUGACGACUUGAAGGAGAUGCUGGACAGCAACAAAGACUCCCUGAAGCUGGAGGCAAUGAAGCGAAUUGUGGCUAUGAUCGCCCGCGGUAAAAAUGCAUCAGACCUCUUCCCAGCUGUGGUGAAAAACGUGGCGUGUAAAAACAUUGAGGUGAAGAAGCUGGUCUAUGUUUACUUGGUGCGUUACGCCGAGGAGCAGCAAGACCUUGCCCUGCUCUCAAUUUCUACCUUCCAGCGCGGCUUAAAGGAUCCCAAUCAGCUCAUCAGAGCCAGUGCCCUGCGAGUCCUGUCCAGCAUACGAGUUACAAUCAUCGUCCCCAUAAUGAUGCUGGCCAUCAAAGAAGCUGCUUCAGACAUGUCUCCAUACGUCAGGAAGACCGCUGCCCACGCCAUCCCCAAACUCUACAGUUUGGAUCCUGAACAAAAGGACCAGCUGAUAGAAGUCAUAGAGAAACUCCUAGCAGACAAAACCACGCUGGUGGCAGGAAGUGUCGUCAUGGCGUUCGAAGAGGUGUGUCCGGAGCGCAUCGACCUGAUCCACAAGAACUAUAGGAAGCUGUGCAACCUGCUUAUCGACGUGGAGGAGUGGGGCCAGGUCGUCAUCAUCAACAUGUUGACCCGCUAUGCUAGGACCCAGUUUCUCAACCCAAACAUCAACGAGUCUCUGCUGGAGGAGGGAGGAGGCGGAGAGAAAACCUUUUACGGCUCGGAUGAAGACGAGGAUGAGGACGAGGAGGAGAAGGAGAAGAAGGCAGAGGCGGCCGCCAUGGCCAAGAGGAAGCCCUACGUGAUGGACCCCGACCACCGGCUGCUGCUGAGGAACACCAAGCCGCUGCUGCAGAGCCGGAACGCAGCCGUGGUGAUGGCUGUGGCCCAGUUGUAUUUCCACCUGGCCCCGAAAGCAGAAGUUGGCGUGAUUGCCAAAGCGUUGGUCCGCCUGCUGAGGAGCCACAGUGAAGUCCAGUACGUGGUUCUUCAGAAUGUGGCCACUAUGACUAUUAAAAGGCGGGGCAUGUUCGAACCAUACCUGAAGAGUUUUUACAUCCGCUCCACGGACCCAACCCAGAUUAAAAUCCUCAAGCUGGAGGUUCUCACCAAUCUGGCCAAUGAGACAAACAUUUCCACUAUUCUCAGGGAGUUUCAGACAUACAUUAAAAGCAUGGAUAAAGAUUUUGUGGCUGCAACAAUUCAGGCAAUCGGCCGCUGCGCUACUAACAUUGGUGAAGUGAGGGACACGUGUUUGAACGGCCUGGUGCAGCUGCUGUCCAACCGAGAUGAGCUGGUGGUGGCGGAGUCGGUGGUCGUCAUCAAGAAGCUGCUCCAGAUGCAGCCAGAGAAGCACAGUGACAUCAUCAAGCACAUGGCGAAACUAACAGACAACAUCCAGGUCCCGAUGGCACGAGCCAGUAUUUUGUGGCUGAUUGGAGAAUACUGCGAGCAUGUGCCAAAGAUUGCUCCGGACGUCUUGAGGAAGAUGGCCAAGUCGUUCACCAAUGAGGAAGACAUCGUCAAGCUACAAAUCCUAAAUCUGGCCGCCAAGCUCUACCUCACCAAUUCCAAACAGACUAAAUUGCUGACGCAGUACGUUCUCAACUUGGCCAAGUACGACCAGAACUACGACAUUCGUGAUCGGGCCCGCUUUAUUCGGCAGCUCAUCGUGCCCACGGAGAAGAGCGGAGCCCUCAGCAAGUACGCCAAGAAGCUCUUCCUGGCUCUGAAACCUGCACCUGUCCUCGAGUCUCCGUUCAAAGAUAGAGACCACUUCCAGCUGGGUUCGCUUUCCCACCUGCUGAAUGCCAAGGCUGGGGGCUACCAGGAGCUGCCCGACUGGCCCGAAAGCGCCCCCGACCCCUCCGUGCGCAACGUGGAGGUGAAGGAGUCUGUGCCUGAAUGGACCAAAUGCAGCAGCCGGGAGAAGAGGAAGGAGAAGAAAGUUGAAAAGCCGUUCUACUCUGACUCCGAGGGCGAGUCCGGUCCGACCGAGUCUGCUGAUAGCGAGUCGGACUCUGCCAGCGGCUCGGAGAGCGGCAGUGGCAGCGAGGGGAGCGGCUCGGCCUCAGAGAGUGAAGAGAGCGGCGAGGUCUCCGUGUCUGAGGAGGAAGAGGGGGAGGAGGAGGAGAAGAAAACAAAGAAAAGAGAAUUAAAGAAGGCGGUGCAAGAAAGCGAAAGUGAGCAGAGCAGCGAAGAGGAAGACAGGAAACACGAGAGGAAGAUGAAACAGCGGAAGAGCGACUCGGAGUCAGAGUCUGACGAGGAAGAGGAGAGCGAGUCUGAGAGCAGCCAGUCAGAGUCUGACGACUCCGAGUCUGAGGCAGAAGUACGAAAGAAAAAGAAGGCAGCUGAAUCUAAACCUCCUUCCAAACCUGUCAAGAAAGAAACCAAGAAAGAGAAGAAGGAAAUGUCUCUUUUGGACCUCGAUGAUUUUGAACCAGCUCCCUCACCUCAAGUCACACCGGUCAACAACUUGCUCUCUAACAGCCUAGUGACCGACCUGGAGGGCCUUUCCCUGUCCGAAGCCGUCCUGUCACCAGCAACCAUCGCCCCCUCCAGCGCGCUGAAGAGCUACGAGCUGCUGCACCGCAUCACGGGUGAGGGUCUGUCGGUGGAGUACUGCUUCAGCCGGCAGCCGUUCAGCCCCGACGCCAACAUGGUGGCUGUGCAGAUGCAGUUCACCAACAGCUCCACGUCCGACACCAAGAACCUGCACAUGGAGGACGUGAAGCUCCAGUCGGGGAUGAGGGUGAAGGAUUUCCCGGAGAUAGAGUCACUGCCAGCCGGCGAGACGGCCACGGCGGUUAUGGGCAUUGAUUUCUGUGACUCGACACAAGCUGCAAACUUCCAGCUGUGCACUCACACCAGGAAAUUCUUCGUGUCCAUCCAGCCGCCCGUCGGAGAGCUGAUGAGGCCGGUCUUCCUUACAGAGAACGAGUUCAAAAAAGAGCAAGGUCAGCUGAUGGGAAUGAAUGAGAUCACAGAGAAGCUAACUCUAGACGCUAAGUGUCGGAACGAGCACACCAUCGUCCAGAGAGUGACCACAGCCGCCAACCUCAGCCGCGUCCCCUGUGGCUCAGACAGAGAGUGCAGUCCUCCUGUUCCUCCUCCUGAACAUCCUGUCCACAGGUUUGCAGGCAGAACGGUGACCAGCGGCAGCUUGGUGCUGGUCACCGUGGCGACCAGAGAAGAGGGCGCCGCCCAGCUGACGAUCAACUGUGAGAAAAUGGUGAUCGGCACCAUGCUGGUUAAGGACAUCCUGCUGGCCCUGACGCAGUGACGACAAGCAGACACCCGGCUCGAUUUGUGCCCCCUCACUCCAGCCACCUCGUGAAUUUUGUUUAGGACUGGUCACCGUUCCAUCUCCUGUGUUCUCCAGCAAGCCACGUUGGAGAGAAAGCUUCCAUCUGAAGAGUGAUAGAGGAGACAUCUAUAGAAAAAUGGAAUCAAAUUGUAGCAUAAUCAUCUUUUAGCUGCUCAAUUACCCUAAAUACAACUUACUGGUCUCCAGGAUAAGUACUGAAGCAAAAUGGACGUUAAUUUCUUUAGGUUCUCUGCUGUGCUUGUACUCAUUGUCCACAUAAAAAAUUUUGUUUCAGGUGAAAUUUUAAAAAAUGCUUCCAAAACCGAAGAUUUUAAACUCUGUUUGUGGUGUAACCAUGUGAACCGGACAUCCAGAGAUAAGUAGAAACGAUGAUUUUAGAGGCCCAGCUCGCAUAGGUCCGGUUCUGAUUUCUGUUCUAAAGACUACAACAGUGAAGAAGUUUUUAUGUCGCUUUUUUCCCCCUCAUUUGUCUUGACUUUGUUUCCGUUAAGCCUCAAUUUUAAUCUGGUGAAGUUGGUGACUGAGAGGAAAAGAUGUUCAAUUUUUAACCUGGGACUGCUUUAGCCGUGCUCGGGAAAUUUAUUUGAAUUUGAAUUUCUUUCAUGUUGACAUUAAUAUCUAUUAUGGCUACGUAGCUGUCACAGUGGUUUGCAUUGGAAUCCAAGUGAUGGUGGAGACAUAAAGGUUUACAAAAACAGAAGAUAAAUAAUCAGCUGCAGUGGUUUAGCUAGGGCAUUGGAGAUCCAAAAAUACACUAGAACUAAAUUACCUUUAUCUGUUUGAAAAAAAGAAAAAGAAAAACAUGUCAUACUAAUAUGAAAUCAGAACACUGUAUUCUUCUAAGACUGUAACUUUUUAUAAAUUCUAACAAUUUCAAUUGGAUUUUUGAAAAGUAAAAAAGAUCAGCUCUAUGAACAUAUUUUAUGAGCAUUGGGGGUGUUUUAUCAGAUCAUCAUACACCGUCAGAAUAGCACACAUGCAGUGAGUCCGACCGUCAGAGGAGCUGUCAGUUCAGCAUACGCGACAAGUUAUGACGAAAAUAAGUCAUUAGAGCUAGUUUUCAAUGAUAACUAGAAAGAUACAUGCAUUGUUGUGGUUUCAAAGUGUAUGUAAAGCAGGGUCUAGCUGCAGUCAACUACAAAACACGCCUGUGUAAAACUCAUUAACCUACUUAACUGCUAAGUCAGGAUGUCAUACAGCUGUUUAUAGCAAAGUGUAUGGUGACCUGCGUCAUGAUUCUGUGUUGCUGAUUAAAUAAAAUCAUAUGGUAAUGACAGUGUAUUCUUGUCUGACAGACAUAGCGUCACUUCGUGCUAAGCGUAUGACGAUCUGACAGAACAGGGACCCAAUUUAAAAAAAUAACAAAUCUGGAUCAUUCUGUUUUGUCUCAAGAAAUAUUAAUCAUUUGCUAUGGGCAGUAAAACAAAGCAUAGGUUUUCUUUUUUCUUUUGUUUUUUCAUCAUUUGGUGUAUGGAUUUAUUUUUGCCCUUGGGAACAAAGUCAGGAGCAGAGGCAAUAUGUUAUGUCAAAUGUAGCCAGUGGUGGAGAGAGUACAUAUUCGCAAACAUUUUGUUUUGGUUGCCAUUAAUCCUAAAACUUUCUGAUAAUAGCAGCACAGUCACAACGAGGAAUGUAGCGAUAAUGAAAUAUUCCUUAUCCCCAAUGAAAAGGAGGCGGUUUUCACAGAAAAUUCACACCUGGUCAUUCCUUUCAUCUCCAAUGGCUUUUACAUAGACGAAGUAUGGUUUAUCAUGCCCUGUGUGUGGUUAUGGUUUAUCAUGCCCUGUGUGUGGUUAUGGUUUAUCAUGCCCUGUGUGUGGUUAUGGUUUAUCAUGCCCUGUGUGUGGUUAUGAAUUGUAAUCUUGAGGUAUUGCAAGUUUAUUUAUUGUACAAAUAAAAGAUUAAAGCUUG
This is a messenger RNA of Xiphophorus maculatus (southern platyfish), 5489 nucleotides long. It is a transcript of the gene ap3b2, whose product is annotated as adaptor related protein complex 3 beta 2 subunit. Bases 150 to 3533 code for a protein of 1127 amino acids. Gene Ontology annotation, cellular component: AP-3 adaptor complex; membrane coat. Gene Ontology annotation, biological process: intracellular protein transport; vesicle-mediated transport; anterograde synaptic vesicle transport. The record is from RefSeq and is a predicted model, not a curated record. The transcript has 27 exons. NCBI's taxonomy places the organism in Eukaryota, Metazoa, Chordata, Actinopteri, Cyprinodontiformes, Poeciliidae.